ACUAAAACAGAACUUGCAACUUCUAUUACUAACAUAAUUUUUGCGGAAAAAAAAUAGUAAUUCGUUCAAAUUAUCGACACAAUGGCUGCUUAUAGCAAUUGCUCAAUCCUCUUCGCGAUCAUAGCAUUAUUAUCCUUAUCAAGCAUCACCACAAGUCAUGCUGGUCGUAGCCUACUACAACUUCCCAAUUUGCCUACAAUCCCCUCGUUGCCUAAACCAACAAUGCCACAAUUGCCUAAUAUUCCCAAAUUUCCUGCAGCAUUGCCAACACUUCCAAUAGCAACACCAUUACCAUCUUUGCCCACAUUGCCUUCUAUUCCGAAAAUGACUCUGCCACCAAUGCCUUCUAUGCCUUCACUUCCCAACAUGCCUGCAAUCCCAACUAUUCCAACACUUUCACCUCCUCCAUCCAACUAAUCUUUCGGCUUCCAACUGUGUGAUUUUUACCUAUUUUAUCCUAUUGGUCUCUACCGUGUGUUUUUUAUUUUGUAAUUUU
Messenger RNA from Solanum stenotomum, 496 nucleotides. RefSeq names its product protein PELPK2-like. The record is from RefSeq and is a predicted model, not a curated record. NCBI's taxonomy places the organism in Eukaryota, Viridiplantae, Streptophyta, Magnoliopsida, Solanales, Solanaceae. Bases 82 to 417 code for a protein of 111 amino acids. The transcript has a single exon.